Messenger RNA from Otolemur garnettii (small-eared galago), 1104 nucleotides. RefSeq names its product ADAM like decysin 1 (gene ADAMDEC1). The record is from RefSeq and is a predicted model, not a curated record. The transcript is spliced from 11 exons. Gene Ontology annotation, molecular function: metalloendopeptidase activity. Gene Ontology annotation, biological process: proteolysis. Lineage: Eukaryota; Metazoa; Chordata; Mammalia; Primates; Galagidae.
GCAGCAGCCAGCAUGUCUUGGGUCCUGCUUUCCGUAUUCUGGCUCAUCAUUCAAACCCAAGCAAUAUCCCAAAAUCAAGCACCAGAAUUAAAGUUCCAUGAAGUAGUUCAUCCUAAAAAGCUACACGUUGUACACAAAAGGGAGGUGGAGAAAAAUCAGACAGAGAAUCACAGCAAACAGCAUAUCUGCAUAGCCACGCCAUGCAUUUCAGCACUGAGAGGAAGACAUCCCCUGAAAAUAAGCCCUAGUGUGUCUUCUUGAGAAAAAGAAGAGUUUCUUCAGGCACAGAAAUACAUCAGUCUCUUUCUGGUGCUGGAUAAUGACUUUUAUAACAACUAUAAGGGGAAUGUUACUCAGAUGAGAAGCUUCGUGUUUGAUGUGAUGAACCUACUCAAUGUGAUUUAUAACACCAUUGAUAUUCACGUGGCCUUGGUAGGUAUGGAAAUCUGGUCUGAUGUUAAUAAGAUCAAGGUGGAACCUAACAUAGGCACCACCUUUAACCGCUUCCUGCGAUGGCAUCGUUCUAACCUGGCGAGAAAAAAGAUCCACGACCAUGCCCAGCUUCUCAGCGGGAUGGGCUUCAGCAAUCGUCGUACAGGGAUGGCGGCCUCAAAUUCCCUGUGCUCUCCAUCUUCAGUGGCUGUCAUUGAUGCUAAAAACAAGAAUAACGUGGCUCUUGUGGGAGUGAUGUCACAUGAGCUGGGUCACGUCCUCGGAAUGCCUGAUGUUCCAUAUUAUACCAAGUGUCCCUCGGGCAGUUGUGUGAUGAAUCAAUAUCUGACUUCAAAAUUCCCCAAAGAUUUCAGUACAUCCAGCCACUCACAUUUUCGAGGAUACGUUUUAUCUCAGAAGCCAAAGUGCCUUUUGCAAGCACCUGUUCCCCAAAACAUAAUGACAGCACCCGUGUGUGGGAACCAACUUCUGGAAGUCGGAGAGGACUGUGAUUGUGGCUCUCCUAAGGAUUGCACCAGUGUUUGCUGUGAAGCCGCCACGUGUAGACUGAAGUCGGGAGCAGGCUGUGGAAAUACUCCCAACAAUAUCACAAUGUGAACCAGAAAGUCUACUUCAUUGAGACGCUACCUUGCUGGGACAAGAACCAAGAAC